Messenger RNA from Cornus florida, 1869 nucleotides. Its product is annotated as cationic amino acid transporter 1-like. The transcript has a single exon. The record is from RefSeq and is a predicted model, not a curated record. Gene Ontology annotation, molecular function: L-glutamate transmembrane transporter activity; L-lysine transmembrane transporter activity. The coding region runs from base 16 to 1623 and encodes 535 amino acids. Lineage: Eukaryota; Viridiplantae; Streptophyta; Magnoliopsida; Cornales; Cornaceae. Gene Ontology annotation, biological process: amino acid transport; transmembrane transport. Gene Ontology annotation, cellular component: plasma membrane.
CUAGAGCUGCAAGAAAUGCGUGCUCGUAGCGAGCAUGAGAUGAAGAAGACCUUGACUUGGUGGGACCUCAUCUGGUUCGGCAUUGGGGCUGUGAUGGGGGCUGGAGUGUUUGUCCUCACCGGACAGGCUGCUAAGAAUCUCGCUGGUCCUGCUGUCCUGAUUUCGUUCCUGAUAUCAGGCAUGUCCGCGUUGCUCUCAGUGUUGUGUUACACUGAAUUUUCAGUUGAACUCCCUGUGGCCGGAGGGUCAUUUGCAUACUUAAGAGUGGAGCUUGGUGACUUUGUUGCUUUUAUUGCUGCUGGGAACAUCCUAUUUGAGUACAUUGUGGCGGGGGCUAGUGUGGCACGUUCAUGGACUUCCUACUUCGCAACAUUGUGCAACCACAAACCUGAUGAUUUUCGUAUAAAUGUCUCAAGUCUUUCUGAGCAGUACAGCCAUUUAGAUCCAAUUGCAGUUGCUAUCUCAAUAGCCAUUUCCAUACUGGCGACUCUAAGCAUGAAGGGCUCUGCGCGUUUCAAUUCAUUCGCUACCAUAGUCCAUGUUGUGGUCAUGGUGUUCAUCAUUGUCACCGGUCUGACCAAGGCUGACCCUGCAAAUUUUACACCCUUUGCCCCAUUUGGCAUCCGGGGUGUUUUGAAAGCUUCGGCUAUGCUCUUCUUUGCAUAUGUGGGGUUUGAUGGAGUGGCUACCUUAGGAGAGGAGAUCAAAAACCCCGGUAAAGACAUUCCUAUUGGACUCAUUGGCUCCAUGUCGGUUGUUAUAGUAACUUAUUGCCUUAUAUCAGCAACAUUGUGCCUCAUGCAGCCAUACGCUGAUAUUGACGGUGAUGCACCAUUCACACUUGCAUUCCAAGCAGCAGGAAUGAAUUGGGCCAAGUAUAUUGUCGCGUUUGGCGCGUUGAAGGGCAUGACCACGGUUUUGCUAGCCAACAUCAUCGGCCAAUCUAGAUACUUCACUCACAUUGCGCGAACACACUUGGCUCCACCAAUUCUAUCGAUCAUUCAUGGGAAGACUGGGACACCGGUAAAUGCCACAGUCAUCAUGACCAUUGCCAACUCCAUAGUUGCAUUCUUCACAAGCCUUGACAUCUUGGCAAACCUUCUCUCCAUUUCAACCCUGUUCAUCUUCUCACUCGUGGCCAUUGCGCUGAUUGUGAGACGGUAUUAUGUCACCGGUGAGACGGAAGAUUCUGACAGAAACAAGCUCAUUGCAUUCCUGCUCUUGAUCAUAUUGUCCUCAAUCUGCACAUCUGUUUACUGGGCAGUGAGUGAGAAUGGGUGGUUCGGAUACAUAAUCACGGUGGCAGUUUGGUUUUUGGCCACACUAGGACUACAAUUGAUGGUAAAGCAAGCAAGAAAACCAAAAUUGUGGGGUGUGCCAUUGGUGCCUUGGUUGCCAUCAGCUAGCAUAGCAAUCAAUGUGUUCAUCAUGGGUUCAAUUGAUGGCCCGUCUUUUCUGAGAUUUUUGCUGUGGACAGCGUUUUUGCUAGUUUACUAUCUGCUUUUGGGAUUACAUGCUUCAUAUGAUGCAGCCAAGGAAGCUGAUCAGAGACGAGUUGAUGCAUCUCAGCCCACAGAUAAUGAAGCUAGAGACCAGAAUGUAGCAGCACAAGAAGAGGUCUAAGAAGAAUGAGGAUUAUUUACUGAAUCAGGCUUUUGGGCAUUUGGGAGCUAUUUGUCUUUAUUCAGCUUUUUGUACAUAAAGAUUUGUUUUCAUUCACUUUUUUUUUCUUUUUUUCUUUUUUUGAUACUACAGCAUCUACAUAGUAUUUCACUAUUUCCCAACCCCCCCACCCCCAACACACCAUACGUGUUUAUUAACUUGAUUUGCUCCCAAUGGAUUUCUAAUCAGAAACUACCGUGCAAUUUU